AGCCCAAAGUUCCUGGCUGAAGUGUCAGCCCCGGAGAUCCACCGCAAAGUCCAGCUCCUCCUCAAGAUGUGGUCCAAAAAGACGCAGCUGGCAAAGGGCAAGCCCUUCAACGCCCGCCCGGACAUCAUCGAGGCGGCGCUCGACAUGAUCAACGCGGCCGCCUUUGCCUACGACGAGGACUCGUGUUCCGUGUCGAACCAGAUUCGCCACCUCGACUCGUCGGACCUCAGGAUGGACGAGAAGCCAGACGGCUCGGUCGAGUUCUCCCGCGCCCCGGACACGGAGCAGGCCGUCGUGGUCCACGAGCUGGGCGUCUACCUCGGCACGCAGUUCGUGUCGCCCGCCCCGAGGCUGGCUCACGCCUUCAACUACCUCACCAGCCCCCGCCUGCGCCGCAACCUGGCCAAGAGGGAGCAGAUCGUCUUUGCCGAGAUCCGCAAGGCCCUCAAGCGCAUCGAGAGCGGCGAGUCCACCACCGCGUCCGCCCUCGAGCACCUCCUCAGGCGCGAGAUGGAGUCUGCGCGCAAGGCCGGUAGGGAGCCAAACUUUUUCAGCCCUUCCAUCCGCGACGAGGGCUGGGGUUAUAUCGUUGCUGGGCAUGAGACUACCGCGACUGCCAUUGCAUGGCAAGUCAAGCUCCUCGCCGACUACCCCGAAGUGCAAAGCAAGCUCCGCACCGUGCUCCGCGCAGCCUACGCGGACGCGGCGGCGUCGAACCGGCUGCCGACGGCGCGCGAGAUCACGUCGACGGCGAUCCCGUACCUGGACGCCUUCCUCGAGGAGACGCUGCGGGUGCGGGGCCCGAUCCUCAUGACGGGGCGCGAGGCGAAGCGCGACGCCUACGUGCUCGGGCACCUGGUGCCCAAGGGGACGUUUGUGUUCAUGCCGUCCAUGGGGCCGACGUUCCACGCGCCGGGCCUGCCGGUCGACGACGCCGUGCGGUCCGAGACGUCGCGCGAAAAGUCGUGGGGCGGCAGCUGGGACCCCGAGGACGUGGCGUCGUUCCGCGUCGAGCGCUGGCUGAGGCCGAACCCCGAGACGGGCGAGGACGAGUACGACGUCCGGUCCGGCCCCAUCUUGGCCUUUGGCCUCGGCCCCAGGAGCUGCUUCGGCAAGAGGCUGGCGUACCUCGAGAUGCGCAUCGUCAUCGCCCUCCUGGUCUGGACCUUUGAGUUCCAGAAGCUGCCCGACCACCUGAGCUCGUAUGCCGCCCACGAUGCCAUCACGACCGGUCCGACUUGCUGCCAUGUCGGCCUGAAGGAGCUGUCUUAA
Molecule: messenger RNA, 1272 nt
Organism: Pyricularia pennisetigena
Lineage: Eukaryota; Fungi; Ascomycota; Sordariomycetes; Magnaporthales; Pyriculariaceae
Exons: 2
Coding region: 67-1272 (401 amino acids)
Molecular function (GO): oxidoreductase activity, acting on paired donors, with incorporation or reduction of molecular oxygen; heme binding; iron ion binding
Source: RefSeq, a predicted model, not a curated record